AGAGAGGGACCACGUGACGCAAGCCGAGCUAAGCGCUACGGUCCAUCCCAAGGUGCCGCAGCCUCCGCUCCUGUCCUUCUGCCUUUUUACCUCCCUGCCCCUGGGCAUGGGAGUCGUCCGAAGCGAGGCGGAGCUUGGAGAUAGAUACCCAGAGACAGAGAUUUAAAUUUCAUUCCCACCAAAUAGGGGAGCGGGAGCAGCAGCAGCAGCAGCCCCGGCGCAAAGCUACAGGCACGCGCCUUCCGAAUCAGUCCUGCCGGUUCCUCUCCAGCCGCCGCGGUCGCCGCUGGUGGUGGUGCUGCUCGCUUGCUCGCCUGAUUUGCCGGCCAGCCUGCCAGUUAGCCAGCGAUGGGUCACUCCGCCGCUGGAGAGCCGGGCCUCAUAGCCAACGUGGUGAACGACACCUUGGAGUUCUACCGCUGGACCUGGAGCAUCAGAGACAAACGUGUCGACAACUGGCCGUUGAUGCAAUCUCCGUUUCCCACAUUGACUAUUAGCACACUUUACCUCCUCACUGUUUGGCUUGGUCCCAAAUGGAUGAAGACAAGGGAGCCUUUCCAGUUCCGCUCAUUGUUGAUUUUUUACAACUUUGGAAUGGUUCUACUUAACUUCUAUAUCUUCAAAGAGCUAUUUUUGGCAUCAAAAGCUCGAGGAUACAGCUACAUCUGUCAGUCUGUGGAUUAUUCAGAUAAUGAAUAUGAAGUCAGGAUAGCUGGGGCUUUAUGGUGGUACUUCGUAUCAAAAGGAAUUGAGUAUCUGGAUACAGUAUUUUUCAUCCUAAGAAAAAAGUUUAACCAAAUCAGUUUUCUUCAUGUCUAUCACCAUUUCACUAUGUUUACUUUGUGGUGGAUUGGCAUAAAAUGGGUUGCAGGAGGACAAGCUUUUUUUGGAGCCCUAAUUAAUGCUUUUAUUCACAUUAUUAUGUAUAUGUACUAUGGACUAGCUGCCUGUGGCCCACAAUUUCACAAGUACCUUUGGUGGAAACGAUACUUGACAAUAAUGCAGCUGAUUCAGUUCCACGUGACAAUUGGCCACACGGCCAUGUCUAUUUAUAUUGAUUGUCCCUUUCCUAAAUGGAUGCACUGGGGUGUCAUUUUCUAUGCUACCACUUUUAUUGUCCUGUUUGGUAACUUCUACUAUCGAACAUACAAGAUGCCCAAGCAGCCAGUAAAGAAUGGCAAGGUUACCAAUGGUGUUGUGACAAAUGGUAUAAGCAAAGAAAAAGGUCUAGUUGUGGAAAAUGGGAAAAAGCAGAAAAAAGCAAAAGGAGAGUAACUUGAUCCAGGCCUUAACCAUUCUUGGCUGUGAGAAGUUUCCACUAUGGUAGUAAAAGAGAAGGAAACGUUAUCCUAUCUAUACCAAUUGACCUUUAGGUUAUUGAAGAGAUAGAAAACAUUAUUUAUGAAGAUUGUUUUAACAACCAUUCAACUUAAAAUUUCUAUUGUAAUUAUGUAAUUAUUAAGACUCUCAUGAUCACUGUAUAAACCUUUAGACUGCUGGUGUUGGUAAUGUAAGAAAGAAUUGCUGAAACAUAUCCUGUCAAUCCAAUGGUUAAUAUUACAAUUAACCAAGGAUACAUUUGACCUGUUGGAGCAGACAUUUCUUUGAAAAACAAAUAGUGUAUAAAUCAUUCUGAUCCUGUCAGACAUUUUAAGACCAAAUCGUUCCCUAAUUAGAACAUGGAUUUUUUUCUUGCCCUAAUUUAUCACAUUUCUGUUUUGUAGUCUCUUAAGCUCAAUAAAGUUACCCUUAUUUUUCCACAAUGUCUGUUACAACUUCUCUUGUGUGGAAAUACACCUACCUCUUUAUCUGCUGAAAAUAACACCUAACAUUAAAUAUUAAUUUCUGAAAUACAGCAUCCACCAAUAUAAACUUUGUUUUAUGCUAAUUAGAGAAAAUGUUUGUCCCUCAUAAAAUGUAUUUUCUCAUUAACAACAUAUUUGAAAAGUCUCUGUUUGAAACAAAUGACAAACCAUAGCGGAAGACAGUCCUUGUUUCUGAGAUGUCAUGAAACUAUUGUUUGUUGUCUCCAGUUGCAUGAAACCCAUGGUGCUAACGCUUAUAAAAUGGUUGGAUGUUAUAUUCUGGGGG
Rhineura floridana is the source of this 2091-nucleotide messenger RNA. It is a transcript of the gene ELOVL4, whose product is annotated as ELOVL fatty acid elongase 4. Gene Ontology annotation, biological process: very long-chain fatty acid biosynthetic process; fatty acid elongation, polyunsaturated fatty acid; fatty acid elongation, saturated fatty acid. NCBI's taxonomy places the organism in Eukaryota, Metazoa, Chordata, Lepidosauria, Squamata, Rhineuridae. The record is from RefSeq and is a predicted model, not a curated record. Bases 349 to 1275 code for a protein of 308 amino acids. Gene Ontology annotation, cellular component: endoplasmic reticulum membrane. The transcript is spliced from 6 exons. Gene Ontology annotation, molecular function: fatty acid elongase activity.